Sabethes cyaneus is the source of this 3608-nucleotide messenger RNA. RefSeq names its product ribosome biogenesis protein BMS1 homolog. The coding region runs from base 140 to 3565 and encodes 1141 amino acids. The transcript is spliced from 3 exons. NCBI's taxonomy places the organism in Eukaryota, Metazoa, Arthropoda, Insecta, Diptera, Culicidae. Gene Ontology annotation, cellular component: 90S preribosome; nucleus. The record is from RefSeq and is a predicted model, not a curated record. Gene Ontology annotation, molecular function: U3 snoRNA binding; GTPase activity; GTP binding. Gene Ontology annotation, biological process: maturation of SSU-rRNA from tricistronic rRNA transcript (SSU-rRNA, 5.8S rRNA, LSU-rRNA); ribosome biogenesis; endonucleolytic cleavage of tricistronic rRNA transcript (SSU-rRNA, 5.8S rRNA, LSU-rRNA).
AAGACACAAAGCGUGCAUUCUAUAUUCUCCGGAUUCUCCGCGAAAACCAUGCGUUUAUUUUUGAUUUACAAUUUAAAAUCUGUUAUAACAUAAUUCUUUCAGUUUUUUAAACCUAGUACUCGAUUUGUUUCUUUCCAAAAUGUCAAGUAUUGAUAAGUUUACAGAAAAACAAAAAACUCACAAAAAGCGGCUGGCAGGUGUAAAAGCUGAUAAGAAAAAGAGCAAGAAUAAACCUACAGACAAAAAUAAAAAUGUUAAAGCAUUUGCGAUCACGAAAGCGCGGAGCGCUGAAAAACGGUUCCGACGUAAGGAGGACAUCUUAACGAAAAAACAGCAUAUUCCCUUGGUAGAUAAAACACCGGAAGAACCACCUCCGGUUUUAAUAGCAGUUGUUGGACCUCCAAAAGUGGGCAAAUCAACUUUAAUAAAUAAUCUAAUAAAAAUCUUCACAAAAACAAACGUAACUAGCGUAAAUGGCCCAAUAACGGUAAUUACCUCCAAGAAACGAAGAAUAACAUUGGUGGAAUGUAAUAACGAUAUAAACAGUAUGAUUGAUAUUGCGAAAUGUGCUGAUCUCGUACUGUUGAUGGUUGAUGCUAGUUUUGGAUUCGAAAUGGAGAUUUUCGAGUUUCUCAAUAUCUGUCAGGUGCACGGCAUGCCUAAAAUAAUGGGUGUCCUCACCCAUCUGGAUACGAUAAAAAGCGCUAAAGCUGUAAAAAUGCAGAAAAAAACUCUCAAACAUCGAUUUUGGACCGAAGUAUAUGACGGCGCAAAACUGUUUUAUUUAUCUGGUCUUAUUCACGGCGAGUAUUUGCGAAAUGAGAUCAAAAAUCUGGGACGGUUUAUCUCGGUAAUGAAGUUUCGGCCGUUGACAUGGCGAGGGGCCCACAGUUACAUACUUGCCGAUCGAAUGGAGGAUAUCACAAAUUUGGAACAAAUAAGACUGCAGCCAAAAUGUAAUCGAGAUAUUGUGCUUUACGGUUACGUACGAGGUGUUCCAUUGAAAAAAGAAAAUAUGGUUCAUAUAGCUGGCCUGGGCGAUACCCGCAUUGAAGAACUGAAUGCUUUGCCGGAUCCAUGUCCGCUUCCUUCGACGGAAAAGAAAAGAAAUCUAUUAGAAAAAGAACGGCUAUUGUAUGCACCCAUGUCAGGUGUUGGAGGAAUUGUUUACGAUAAGGAUGCUGUUUACAUUGAAUUACAAGGAUCACAUAGUCACAAAGGAAAGCAGAAUAGUGAACAACAAGCAUUGGUACAAUCGGUGAUUGAAAAAAAGGAAACGUUAGAUAUGCAAAUUGCCAAUCAGGAAUUUAAACUCUUUAGUGAUGGUAAUAUUAUCAAAUCAAAAGAAUUUCAGCUGGAUGAUAAAGAUGUACAGGAUUCUGGUGUAGAAGAUUCUGAUGAUGAAGAUGUGUUUGUUAGAUCUGGAUGGAAUCCAGACCAAGAACUACCAGAAAAACAAUCCGACGAGGAGCAGGAGGAAGCAAACGAAACCGACGAAGAAAAUGACAGGUUUCAAACAGAAGACUUUCAAGCUAAACAAUCGAAAGGCUUUCUCUCCUCUGAAGAGGAAUCGGAAAACGAAGGUACAACACAAAACUCAAUGGCUUGGAAACAUGGCCUUGCAUCGAAAGCGAGAAGAGAUUACCUGGAGCGUCAGUCUACAAGUAAAAACCUAAUGAAGAUCGUCUACGGAGUAUUUAGUAAAUUCAAAGCUAAUCGGGAAAAAACAGAAGCCCAAGAAGACGUUGAAGAUGACGAUUUGUUAGGAGGUCUAUUCAAGGGUGUUGCUCAAAGGCAGGCUGAAAUGCAUAAAAAGAAGUCCAUUCAAGACGAAGAUGAAGGAUGCUUUUUUGAGGAAUAUGCCGAUGGAGUGCGAGAUUGGACUGAGGAGGAAAACAAACGUCUUAUUAGUAAUUGUUUUGUAACUGGCAAGUGGAAAAGUUCCGAGGAUGCUGAAGAGCUACUAAAAUUAGACGACAUGAGCGAUGGUGACAGUGAAGUCUACGGAGACUUUGAAGAUUUAGAAACAGGCGAAACACAUACUGCUAAGAAAGCUCAAGAGGAAAAGCAAACAGAUGCAGCUUCAGAAUCCAACCAAGAAGAAAAUUCAUUGAAAAGAAAGCUAUCGAGAAUCGAAGAGAAAAAUAUGUCACGGGCAGAAUUGAUGGCCAAAAAGAUGAAACUGAAAGCAAAGUUUGACGCUGAAUAUGAUAAUCCAGAGAAGGAUGAUCAGCACAUAGAAGGUGACCAUCAAUAUUACGAAAAAUUGAAAGCUGAAGCACUACGGCAAACCGAGCUCAACAAAAAGGAGUUCUCGGGGCUCGACGACGAUGCGCGACUGAACAUAGAAGGCUACCGUGCUGGCUUGUAUGUGAGAAUGAAUUUUAAGGAUGUGCCAUGUGAGUUUGUAGAACAUUUCGACCCUGCAUUUCCAAUCCUUAUUGGCGGAUUAAAUAUGGCAGAAGAAAAUGUAGGAUAUGUCAGUUGCAAAGUUAAGAAACAUCGGUGGUACAAGAAAAUCUUAAAAACAGGUGAUCCGCUAAUUAUUUCUCUCGGUUGGCGUCGUUUUCAAACAAUUCCAAUAUUUGCAAAAGUAGAGGAUGAUCUCAAACAUAGAUACCUCAAAUAUACCCCAAAUCACGUUACCUGUAGCAUGACUUUCUGGGGUCCAGUUACUCCUCAAAAUACAGGAUUGUUAGCUAUCCAGAAUACCGCCUACGAUCAACAGGAAAUUAAAAAGCUUGGGUUUAGGGUGGCUGCUACUGGAGCCGUUAGCGAAACUGAUAAAUCUGUUCAGAUAAUGAAGAAACUAAAGCUAAUUGGAACACCAUACAAAAUUUAUCAAAAAACUGCUUUUAUUCAAGGUAUGUUUAAUUCAACUCUUGAAGUAGCUAAAUUCGAAGGAGCUAAAAUCAAGACCGUAUCUGGUAUACGCGGUCAAAUUAAAAAGGCAGUUCCACCGGAAGGCAGCUUUCGAGCGACCUUCGAAGACCGCAUCGUGGUUAGUGAUAUAGUAUUUUGUCGAACAUGGUUCAAGGUGCACGUCCCUACUUUCUACGCCUCGGUGACAAAUCUGUUACUGCCUCCGGAACAAAAGUCCAAAUGGAUCGGAAUGAAGACUCUAGGCCAGCUAAAGAGAGAAAAAAGUAUAAAGUUUGAAGCCAGGCAGGACAGCUCGUACAAACCGAUAGAAAGAGAAGAUCUGCAGUUCAGACCGUUAAUUAUACCGAAGAAUUUGCAGAAAGCAUUGCCCUACAAAGAUAAACCGAAACACGGACCGUUAAAUCAGAGAAAACAGACAGCAAAUGAGCGAAUAGCAGUUGUGCAUUCACCUCAUGAGCAAAAGGUUGCAAAAAUGAUGAAAAUGAUUCGUACCAACUAUGAAGUUAAAGAGGAGAAAAGAAAAGAACAGGCCAAACAAAAACAGGAUAAAUAUAAAAAGGAAAAAGUAAGCCAAGAUUUCCGAAAGCUGCAACGACAGAAAGAGUUGAAAAAGAAGGUCUUCAAGGCGAUGAGCAAAAUGGAAGCCAAACAUCAAAGCACUGCAGCAAAAGGCGGAAAAUAGGUUGGAUUUUUUACUCAGUUUAACUGUAGCAGUUCACAUUUGU